Messenger RNA from Penicilliopsis zonata CBS 506.65, 1330 nucleotides. RefSeq lists its product as hypothetical. The coding region runs from base 196 to 1146 and encodes 316 amino acids. The record is from RefSeq and is a predicted model, not a curated record. NCBI's taxonomy places the organism in Eukaryota, Fungi, Ascomycota, Eurotiomycetes, Eurotiales, Aspergillaceae. The transcript has 4 exons.
CCUCCUAUCUGCAUACCGGAGGAAGUCCGGAGAUAGAUGGACCAGAGCCAAAUGUUAGGAUCGAGUUCUCUGUUUAUGGGUUGUUUAUUCUAUUCACGUUCAACAAAUAGUAUAAAACGAGGGUUUCUUUGGCUUUUUUUUUUUGGCUUCUGCUCUUCCAUCCAUCCUGCGAUUGAUAAAGACCAUUGAGAUUAAAUGAACCAAACUACCCCGCCGACAGCAGCCAGUAUGCCUGAAGGUCAUCUCAACGCCCUGCUCACUGCAGUGGAAUCUAAAACCGUCAUUAUCACCGGCGGCGCGAACGGGAUCGGCGCAGCAACCGCCAAGCUCUUUCACGCUCACGGCGCGAACGUGGUGGCUGCAGAUCUCGAAUCAAGCAGAGGCGCAGCAGAAGCGCUGAUAGAAUCACUGGGGCAGCCUUCUAGAGCUAGCUUUCUACCUGCGAGCGUGGUGGACUGGGCGCAGAUGACAGCCGUUUUCAAGGAGACACUCCGUCAGUUUGGUCGGAUCGAUAUCGUGGUCGCCAACGCAGGGAUCAUGGAGACACAGCCCGUCCUGGACAUGGAGGAUCUUAACGCGGACGGCGAGCUCAGGGAGUCGCUUGAGGCGUCCCGGGUGAUCGACGUGAACCUUAAGGGGACAUUGAACACCCUGAGGCUCGCCAUGUUCUACAUGAAGGAAUCUCCGCCAGAUAGCCCUCGCUCGAUUGUUCUCUUGGCCUCGACGUCGGGGUACUUUGGUGGAACGGGCGUCAGCGCCUACAUCGCUUCCAAGCAUGGGGUGGUCGGGCUGCUGCGAGCGUCCCAGUCAGCGGCAAAAAGAUAUGGAAUCCGAGUCAACGGGGUUGCUCCCUUCUUUACCCCAACGCAUAUCACUGCUGGGUUUGCAGAAAGUUGGAAGGCCGCGGGGCUGGAGGCCAACACGGUCGAUGGUGUUGCGCGGGUUAUUGCCCGGGCGGCGAUGGAUCCCACCAACGAAGGUGUUUGUUUGCUGACUGCGGGAAAACAUGUUCGAGACCUGGAGUCCACACGGAUGCAACUCCUACCAUCAUGGCUGGGCAGCGAUACAGCCGAGUUCAUGGGGAGAGCGAUGAGAUUUUUUACUGAAAUUGGAGGCUACGUUUUGCCAAAGGCACGGACUGGGUGACAAGAUAUCAUUUCUUUGAUGGGAUAAGUAGGAUAGGUCAAGCGGCAGCAGGGGAAGAACUAUACAGCUUGCGAUAAAGUCCAAUGCAAAGAAUGAGCACUGUUGAAUAGAGAAAAAAAACCAUAAUUGAGAUUUCAUUUCCAGCUAAGCCAUGUGUAGAUGGCGCCAGUAUACAUCCCUUGAU